ACAGCAGCCCCCCCCCUCCCCUCCUCCCCCCCGGCAGCCAGACGGCGAUGGCAGACUCCGGACGUAUCGAUGAAGUCGCAGUGAUCGGUAACACCGACGUAACUUCAACCGAAUCCGAGAACAACAUUAUAAACACGAUGGUGGAAAGAGGUACGAGUCUGUUGAAAAAAAUGGAGAUAAAUGUGGCGGAGGCCGAGAAGAGAACCGGGAAGAACACGGUGAACAUGCAGGAAACGUACACGGUUUACCUCAUAGAAAUACGGCCAGCUGAAACGGUUCCAGAGGGGGAGACUCCCACCGCACCUGACACUUUGUGGAGACGCUACAGUGAUUUUGAGUUGCUCAGGACAUACCUCCUGGUCACCCACCCCUACAUCAUCGUCCCUCCGCUACCAGAGAAAAGGGCAGAGUUUGUGUGGCACAAACUGGCAGCUGACAACCUCGACCCAGACUUUGUUGAGCGAAGGAGAGUCGGCCUGGAGAACUUCCUGCUACGGGUUGCAUCGCAUCCCGUCCUUUCCAACGACAAAAUCUUCUUCCUCUUCCUGACCGAGGAGAAAGGUUGGAGGGAGGCGGUUUUGGAGACCGGUUUCCAAGACAAGGUUGACUCCAGAAUAAAGUCUCUGAGUGCCAUGUACAGAGUCAAGAACCCUGACAAGCGAUUCACAGAACUGAAACUCUACAGCGAUGAACUGAACUCUGUCAUCUCUCAGUUACUGAGGGUGCGGGCGAAAGUAGCAGACAGGCUGUAUGGCGUUUACAAGGUCCACGGUAACUACGGCAGAGUAUUCAGCGAGUGGAGCGCUAUUGAAAAAGAGAUGGGGGAUGGACUACAGAGUGCGGGACACCACAUGGACACGUAUGCCGCAUCAAUAGAUGACAUUCUAGAGGAAGAAGAGCACUACGCAGACCAACUGAAAGAAUACCUGUUCUACACUGAUGCUGUCAGGUCAGUGUGUAGGAAGCAUGAGCUGAUCCAGUAUGAGUUGGAGAUGGUGGCUCAGGACCUCAUCCAUAAGAAACAACAGAAAGAGGAUCUGACCACUGGGACGGUACGCGUCUUCUCUCUGAAGGGGAUGACCAGUAAACUGUUCGGCCAAGAGAGCCAGGAGCAGAGGGAGAGCAGGUUGGCCGCCCUGGAUCAGAGUAUCCGUGAAGGAGAGGAAACGCUCAAGGAAAAGAACACAGAGUGCCAAGAGUUUGUGCGAACGGCCUGCGAAGACAUUGAACGUUUCAAGGAACAGAAGGACAGAGACUUGCGCGAAGCACUAAUUAGCUAUGCCAUCAUGCAGAUCAGCAUGUGUAAGAAGGGAAUCCAGGUGUGGUCCAACGCCAAGGAGUGUUUCAACAAAAUGUGAGCCACCGUCCAGCUAAUAACUCUUACACAAUCGGCAAACCGUUAAACUACAGUAUUACGGAAACUGUCCAUGGGAUCCAAGAAUACUGAGCUCACUUGGUUUCCUGAGUUGUAUGAUUCUGUCUCGGAAAAAAACAAGAGUUAUUUAGUGGACCCACGUCUUUUUUUAAGUCCAAGUGUCUUCAACAGCACCGUACCCAUGGCCAUUUCAUCAUGUAGCUCUCCUACUACACAUGACCCACACUUCUAAUACCCUUCCCUCCUUCCUUGCACCGAUCAUGCAUCCUUAUGCACUUAUGCAUGAUAGUUGCCUAUUGGGAAAAGCAUUGCUGUGCAGUGUAUUUCAGUUACACUCCCCUUCCCAAAUGUAGCAGACCUGGACAAUGACAUCAAAGGGCAGGUUUUUGGGGGAAUGUGUGCGAGAGCUGUUGCCAGCAAUAUUUCCAGAAGAAUCUUUCUACCACUACUUCUUCCCUGCGUCAAAUAAGAGGUUUAUGAUCUUGAAAGACUAUUAAAUAAAAGUAGAGUGGAGGUUUAUCGAAACUAAGAAAUCCUAUUUUAAGGAAAAGAAACACGGACCACUCCCUUUUCUUCUGAAGUCAGUCUUAAUGCUGUCAUUAAUUAAUAGCUGACCAAACCGCUUCUAACCAAGUACUAGUCUGUAUAGUGGAGAGCACAGCAGCGAGCCAUGAGUAAUAAUAAAGUCACGAAAGCCUCACAAGGUUUCGAUUACAGCUGAGACUCUUUUUCUGAACCUACUAAAUGGAGACUUUCUUUUUUUUUCUUUCUUCUUUUUCUUGGGACAUAAUCAUUGCAUCUGAUGUACUAAGUGCAACCAUAAGUGCCUGACAGACAAGUUCUUGUUGCUUUCAAGCGUUAUAGCCUUAAUAUGAACAUCAGUCUCGUGAAACACUUUGUGCCCACUGUCCAUCCACCUCGCCUCUUUUUCUGAUGUUAAUGUAUUGCACUAAAUAAAAGACGUGAGUUUCAGACAAGCCUCAGAUCGAUAUUGAUGAAACAAUACUGACCAAAGAGUGGACAUCUCUUUUGUUGGAUCUUCAAAUUGUUGCUUAAUACAUGUAAUUACCCAAUGAUGUCGAACUUUUGCUGCCUUAAUAUGAUGUCCACCUGAGCAGGAAGGAAACGGGCCUGUAAAAGUCGUGCAGGGGUACUUUCCUAAACCUGCCGUCUGAUAAUCAGUUUACUGAAAUGAUGCCAAAUUAAAGCUUUAUGUUUUUUUUUUUUUUUUAAUAAACUUGUCAAUUGAGAUUGUUUUCAAGUUUAUGUAAUCAUUGUGCUAAAACACUAAUAAACAUAUUUUGCUUUUUUUAAACUA
This is a messenger RNA of Gasterosteus aculeatus aculeatus (three-spined stickleback), 2693 nucleotides long. RefSeq names its product sorting nexin-4. The record is from RefSeq and is a predicted model, not a curated record. NCBI's taxonomy places the organism in Eukaryota, Metazoa, Chordata, Actinopteri, Perciformes, Gasterosteidae. Gene Ontology annotation, biological process: positive regulation of autophagosome assembly; protein transport. Gene Ontology annotation, molecular function: phosphatidylinositol-3-phosphate binding. Gene Ontology annotation, cellular component: early endosome membrane; plasma membrane; SNARE complex.